AUGGUAAAAAGUAUAUGGUCUUAUAUUGAUCAUAAUAUCUCUUCAGACGAUCUGACAGUGGUGGCGGUGGAGGGCUGCAAUAAUGAGACGUUACUCUUUGGGUCUAUUUAUAUGCCACACGAUGAAGAAGCACCACAGAAAGAACUUCGGAAGCUGGUAGAAACAGCUGCCAGAAAGAAACACGGUCUGGUGGUAGGAACGGACGCAAACGCACAUCACACGGUCUGGAGUAGUACAGACAUAAACGACCGAGGUGAGUCACUAUUUAACUACAUUCUUCAGAGUAGCUUAGAAACAGCCAAUAGAGGUGAAGAACCAACAUAUGUUGGACCAACCUCAAAGAAUGAAGUGGGUUUAACACUCUACACAAGUAAGCAAGUUAUGGUGCAUGAAUGUGAAGUGUUGAGUAGGCUCUCAUUCCCUGAUCCCGGAUGCAUAAGCUUUCAGGUUAUAUUCCGCUCAAAACACGAACUUAUAUCCUUUAGAGCUCAUAAGAAUACGAACUGGAACUUGUAUAGGAAUAUACUACCAAAAAAACCAAUCAUACCACGGAACGGCAGGUCACACGUCGCACUUGAGAAAGGAGUUGAAUUGUUUGUAACUACUCUCGUCAAAGCCUUCAAAAGAUCCUGCCCCCCAACACGUAAUAGACGCAAGGUGAAGCCUCCUUGGUGGAGCAAGGAAUUAGGAGCUGAAAGGCGUAGGGUACAUGAAUUCUAA
Molecule: messenger RNA, 720 nt
Organism: Anastrepha obliqua
Lineage: Eukaryota; Metazoa; Arthropoda; Insecta; Diptera; Tephritidae
Exons: 1
Coding region: 1-720 (239 amino acids)
Molecular function (GO): catalytic activity
Source: RefSeq, a predicted model, not a curated record